This is a messenger RNA of Rhipicephalus microplus (southern cattle tick), 1530 nucleotides long. RefSeq names its product nose resistant to fluoxetine protein 6-like. NCBI's taxonomy places the organism in Eukaryota, Metazoa, Arthropoda, Arachnida, Ixodida, Ixodidae. The record is from RefSeq and is a predicted model, not a curated record. Gene Ontology annotation, molecular function: acyltransferase activity, transferring groups other than amino-acyl groups.
AUGCGGAAGAUCAUCGGUGAGGCCAUUGCCAAGGCCCCACCCUCUUUCAUCCGCAAGUUGCAGACGGCUGACGUUUCUGCUGACUGCUCACUGGGACUGCUCAAGCUUGUGCGCGGUUUUCGGAACCUUGAACCCUGGGCUAUGAAACUGUUUGAUGCAUCCGGGAAGUACCCUACAGGCGUGUUUCAAGGAUCUCGUGCUGACAUGGGAGCUUUCGACGAAUGCUUAGAGACCUCUGUGCUCGACGCUUUUGGUCGUGCGACUUCGCGAGGCCAGUACUGCAAUUUGAUGUUCUACAUAAGGAAUGCAACAGCAUGGCAGAAGAAGUUGGAGCCCGUCUUGCAAGUCAUGGAUCCGAGUAUGUACUACUUCAAAAAUUACUUUUUCCUUGAAGAGCUGCCCCUCGUUCGCCUGGGCAUCUGCGUUUUGGAUGACUGCAGUCAACGCGAUCUACAAGCCUUAGUAAACGCAGUGAAGCCUUCAGUUGUAGACAUCGAGGUAUCCACUUGCCUCACAAUAAGGCCUGAACCAUGGAGCACAACACAAAAGCUCAUUGUGAUACUCUUAGGAUUUCUAGUCAUCAUUGUUGUUGGAAGCACAACAACUGACCUCUUCAUCCAAUCCACGCAAAACCUUGCUGGAAAGCACAGUGGUCUCAUGGCUGUUGUCACCGUGUUCUCGGCAGCGGCAAACACGCGCGAGCUGCUCAAGGUUGCCAACAAGGCCAACGCCGACCACCACCAGCUGCAGUUCCUUCACGGCUUGCGGUUCUUCAGCGUCGCCUACAUCGUCAUGGGCCACUCUUACCAGACCAUGUCGGAUACGUGGUCACGCCUACAAAACUUGCUGUCCAGCACGAGCCACUGGCCAAACAUGGUGAUAGUGGCUGCAUUCAGCAGUGUUGAUACAUUCUUUUUUCUUAGCGGUUUUUUCCUUUGCCUGACUCUCGGGAAACAAAAGUCGAAUGGACCUCUUGUUUUCAUCAUCGGACUCAUUAGAAGGGCAGUUAGGACAUGCGUUCCACUCUUCUUCACCAUCAUGUGUUUCUACGUGGUUCCACUUUUUGUUACUGGACCAGACGCCAAAUCAUUUUUUCUAAAGCUUUACGAUGACGUAGCGGAAAAUUGGUGGCGCUUCCUUCUUCAGAUAAGAAAUUUCUUCGAACUGACCCCACAGACCGUUCUUGGCCACACGUGGUAUCUUUCAGCAGACUUCCAGCUUUUCGUCAUUUCGCUUAUCACCCUGCUACUUUUCAAAAGCCGAAAAAAGCUGGCACUUGGAGCGUUUGCCCUGCUUUCUCUCAUGGGCUGUGCAUUCGCUACGUGGACUAUAUCAGGAUCCAAGAUGACCCCGUUUGUCGUGUUUCCUGCAGAGACGCCACAAAUCGUGAUGCAAACCGCGAAUGAAUACUACAUACGACCCUUUUAUCAUGCUGUGUGCUACUUCAGUGGCUGCAUGGCGUGCCUUGUCAUUGACGACAUCAAGGAACGAAAAUUUUCAAAAAGUAGCAAACCACUUCUUCUUGGUUGA